This is a messenger RNA of Penicillium angulare, 1086 nucleotides long. RefSeq lists its product as uncharacterized. The annotation marks the transcript as partial. NCBI's taxonomy places the organism in Eukaryota, Fungi, Ascomycota, Eurotiomycetes, Eurotiales, Aspergillaceae. The record is from RefSeq and is a predicted model, not a curated record. Gene Ontology annotation, cellular component: cytoplasm. Gene Ontology annotation, biological process: N-acetylglucosamine catabolic process; N-acetylneuraminate catabolic process; carbohydrate metabolic process. Gene Ontology annotation, molecular function: glucosamine-6-phosphate deaminase activity; identical protein binding. The transcript is spliced from 3 exons.
CGCGUGAUUAUUAGAGAGGACCCUCAGACUGCUUCGGUGUACAUUGCCGAGUACAUCGUCAGCCGCAUCAAGGAAUUCAACCCAACAGAGACUCAGCCAUUCGUGCUCGGUCUUCCUACAGGAAGCAGCCCGGAGAUCAUCUACAAGAUUCUAGUUCAGCGUCAUCGCGCAGGCGAGAUCUCUUUCAGAAAUGUCGUGACCUUCAACAUGGAUGAAUAUGUUGGCCUCCCACGCGAUCACCCCGAGUCCUAUCACAGCUUCAUGUACAAGCACUUCUUCUCGCAUGUCGACAUCCUCCCUCAGAACAUCAACAUCCUUGACGGCAAUGCACCAGACCCUGCUGCCGAAUGCGCCGCGUUCGAUGCGCGCAUUGCGCGCUACGGAGGUAUCGAGCUUUUCUUGGGUGGAGUUGGCCCCGAUGGUCACAUUGCUUUCAAUGAGCCUGGUUCCUCGCUGAGCAGUCGCACUCGCGUGAAGACCUUGGCCUACGACACUAUCCUAGCAAACUCGCGCUUCUUCGACAACGACGUGAGCAGGGUGCCACGCAUGGCCAUGACCGUUGGUAUUCAAACCAUCAUGGAUGCGCGUGAGGUUGUCAUUGUCGCAACCGGAGCUCACAAAGCAUUUGCCAUCCAAAAGGGUCUUGAAGAUGGUAUUAACCACAUGUGGACUCUUUCCGCAUUGCAACUGCACCCUCACCCACUGAUUGUUUGUGAUCGCGACGCUACCCUCGAGCUCAAGGUUAAGACCGUGCGUUAUUUCGAGUCUAUCGAACAGGCUGGUACCGAUGCUCGUACCCAGGGUCCCCCUUUGGUUUACCGUCCACGUACCUACGUGCCUGCCCCAGUGCCGGUUAAGAAAAGUCCUCAGCGCCAACAACCAACUCCUGAUACCACACCGCAGAAGGUGCCUAUGGACCUGCGCAUAAAUACAGAGCUUACAAGGGCCAUGGAGGAUGAGGAGUUGACUCCUGACAGCAUGUCUUCGCGUAUGGUUGACUCAGCCAUCGGCGGACUUGAUGGAGCUCUGAAGAACGACCUUGUCUUCGAUCGUAUGGGUGCGCGACUGGCUGGGACUGCUCUGUGA